Messenger RNA from Leptopilina heterotoma, 918 nucleotides. RefSeq lists its product as uncharacterized. The transcript is spliced from 3 exons. Lineage: Eukaryota; Metazoa; Arthropoda; Insecta; Hymenoptera; Figitidae. Gene Ontology annotation, molecular function: nucleic acid binding; RNA-DNA hybrid ribonuclease activity. The record is from RefSeq and is a predicted model, not a curated record. Bases 1 to 918 code for a protein of 305 amino acids.
AUGCGAGGUGUGCCCGAGCCGCUAGUUAAGUGGAUCGACAGCAUGCUUCGCGAAAGGGCCCUUGAAGCGAAGUAUGGUGAGGCUAAGAAGGGCGAUAGGGUCAUCGUCAACUGGCUCUAUCAAAUGAUCUUAAAACCCAGGUUUCUUCACGCGGUGGUUGAUUGGUGGUCUAGGACUCAACUGAUAACGGUUAAAGAGAAACUGGACCAACUGCAAGCAAUGAUUUUCAGGGGUAUUACGGGAGCUAUGAGAACCACGCCAACAGCUGCGUUGGGAUUCAUGCUAGCCAAAGUACCUCUGCAUAUUGCCGCGGUGAAAAAGGCGGCUCUUACUAUGAGCAGGUUAACCGCGCAGGGAAUGUGGAAGGUUGGUGGUAUACACACCAAGUUUCCACGCUCAAUUCUAUCAAUACCAGAAUUAAGUAUGGUGCAAGAUAGAAUGAUCAAGAGGGUGAAAUUUAAACCCAGCUUUAAGAUCAUUACACCUUCCAGAAUGGACUGGAAGAAAGGUUUUCCACUUGGGGACGAUGUCUGGUAUACAGACGGGUCCAAAAUGGACUGCGGUGCAGGCUUCGGAAUCUAUCGAAAAACUGGCUGCAUUAAAGUGGCUGAGUCACUAGGACAAUAUGCCACAGUCUGGCAGACAGAGGACAAGAGGAUUAGUAUUUGUGUGGAUAGUCAGGCGGCCUUGUGGGCUUUGAAAAAUCACACAAUAGAAUCAAAACUCGUCUGGGAAUGCCGCAGCGUACUAGAUGAGUUGGGUUCAGCAAAUAAACUUUCAUUGAUUUGGGUACCGGGUCACUUGGGAAUCAAGGGUAAUGAAAGAGUAGACGUCUUGGCGAAAAUCGGUUUCGAGACGGAAUUUAUAGGUCCUGAACCAGCAGUGGCAAUAAUGCCGUGCUUGGUCAUGGACUAUUGA